CAUGAACGGCCUAAUUGUGAAUUGCCCAUUCCAGCGAAAGACCAUAACAGUAAGCAUCCCGGAACCCGCGUGGCUGGAAAAGGACGGGGGUGGUGUCAAAGAUUUUCGCAAAAUACAAAAUGGCUAGGGGUUUUUGUAUUUUGCGAAAACUCGCCGAACAUUGUCCGAAAUAUUGGCUUCUAUUUAAAAUCUUGUCAAUUGAGUAGGCAUCAAAAGACUCGAUAAAAUUAAAGAAUUUUCGCAAAAUACAAAUGACCAACUAUUGUCUUAUCGGGGUGAAGACCCUUCUGGUGUUAAGGGUCCUUUUUUAUUUAAGUACUUUAAGGUCCUAGGUCUCAGCGUCUUAGGUUCUGGUUUUUACGGUAUGCCGGUUUCUGCCAAGACAUUUACUAUUAUCAUGUUUUGACUCGUAGUAUCGUUGAUUGACACUUUAAGUUAAAACUUGCUUAGUCAUGCUGUGAACACGUUUUUUACUACUUUUACGCUAAAUACGUAAUGUGGCCUAGUAUUACAUCCUGAUCGUUUAUUCAACCUUAGUUUAUCUUUUAAGAUACUCUCCAUGGAAUUCUAAUAGCUUCUACAUAAUACUACACUCAGAUCUGUGCCCUUGAAAUGCCAGUUUUGGUUAUUUCUUGUCAGUCAGUGAUGCUUCUGUUUGUAUUAUGUGAUAGAAUGAAGUUAAUGCAUAAUAUCCUUAUAAUUGCCUGGUGCAUUCAGUUAUUAUUGGAGCGCAUUUAUUUGCGGCUAUUACUAGAACAGGGAAUGGGGAACCGGGGAACCGGGGAAUCGGGGAAUCGGGGAAUUGGGGAAUUGGGUAAUAUCGAAACCAGUAAGCCAAGGUACCAGUUUUAUACCUUGUACGAGAGGUCUUUGCGUAAAUACUUCAUCUCUAAGACCAAAACACACAUCAGUGCAAUACAGUUUUUUGUUAGAUUUCAAUAAAUACCAAAACUCCAUGGCUACAGGCAUUCCAACAGCGAGGCACUUUCAAAACCAUAUAUCACUUUUUACCCAGACAGCGCAAACAAUAGACUGUCUGAUGUCUACUGAGACGGCUUUGAGGACUGCAUGGCAUUCACCUGACCCUGAAAACCGCAUUUAUUCUUUAUAUUCGAAAAGAAUGGAAAGUUAUGUUGUCAAAAUUUAAACUAACUACCGAAGUUCCGUUAAAGAUUAGGCGACAAACAUCACCUUGAAUUUGAAUUCAAUUAAAGUAAGAUUGUUUUGCAUUAAGAGGCUGAUAGGGGAGGUUUUGCACUGCAUAUAGAGCUGUAAAAAUUAAACUUAUACAAUUUGAUGGCUUUGAGCAAGAGACGAUAAAAAAAGCGAGACUGCUAAAGGAACCGAGAAAGCAGGGCCUAUUUUAAGAAAUUUUUAAUACUGCACAAUUAUAACUACAUUUUUUAUAGGAAAUUUUGUUGUUGCAAUUUUUGGAAAUUUCUUGUCAUUUCUUUUUUGUUUCUUUUCAUAAGAGAGUCUUUCCGAUGGUCAUACGAGAUUUGCAUUACAUGACCUCUAUAUCGAACUGACGGGGAAAAUUCACAUUUUGUGAACAAAGCGAGAAUCUGGGAUAGCGGCAAUUAGACAUUUUCACAAAUCCCAAAAUUCAAUACUGCACAUUUUCGAAAUCAAUACUGCACAUUUUUAAAUUAAUACUGCACAAAGUGUGUAAUACUGCACACUAAAAUAGGCCCUGCGAGAAAGCAUGCAAAUAUUGUCGAUUUUCUUAACCAAGUCUCAACCAAUUCCACUGAUUAUCAAAAUUUUGCGAAAUUUUGCAAUAAUUCUUCCCUGAAUGCAGAGACCGCCCUCUUAAACAGUUUGUAGCGAUGCAUUUAUGGUCCCAAAAAGUGGACACACUGGUUUUUUUUAUUUUUCUCAAACUUUUCGAUUUUAGGCCGGGAAAAAGUUAUAAUCAGCGAAAAUUUGAAAUAAUUCUUCCCUGAAGCAGAGACCGCCCUCUUUGACAGUUUGUAGUGAUGCAUGUAUGGUAUUCUAAUGUACGAAAACCCCAAAACGUGAACACGCUUAUUUUUUCAAACUUUUCGAUUUAAGGCCGGGAAAAAGUGAUAAUUAGCGAAAUGUUGUUAGUCCGUAGUGCAGACUUCCGCUUUUUCUGUAUGCUCAUGGCUGGUCUGUCUUCCGCACUGGGUCCACAGAAGUGAAUAUUUGAGAUAUGGUUUGAGAAUUUUGGCGUACUUUGAUGUUAUUUGACCAUAUUUUUUCAUAUUUCGUAUUAUUUCACAGUAUUUCGCAAUAUUUCGUUUCGUUUCGUUUCGUUGAUUAUAAUAAGCCUUUUCAAUAACACGGUUAGCUGUUUCAGUGGUAAUAGACAAAACUCUGUCGUACGCUUUGCACAGUCCUAGCUUGUAAUAAGCCUCAAUCAAAGAUAUAUCUCUAGUGGCACCAUAAUUUUUUAAAGCAGCAUAUAAAAAAGUGAACAUUCUCUAAAUUUAACAUGAUGGGUACUUCUGUUGGAUUCAGUUCGCUGACCUCGAUUUUUUACAACACAAUUUAAGAGAAUAAGUUGUGAAAUUGUGAGGCAUGCUUGGCUGUCAUUCGGAUCAAACUAAGUGGUUUGACCUUUCAACAACAAGCGAACAAGGGUUUUCAAUGCUGCAGGAACAUGAUCUUUGUGACAGUCUUCAGCAAAUGUUCCAUUAAAUGAAUUCUUGAUCUUCUACAUGUCCUUUCUUGUUAUGUUUGCAGCUUUAACUAAAUGCCAAGCAUCUGAAUCUUUUCUCUUUGGUUCUCUCAACACCUCCAGCAACUUCGUGCUUCAAUGCAAACAAAACUUACACAAAAAUAUACAUCUUUUAGCAGAAAAUUAGGCAAUUUGUGAUUUUUGCCAAAGGGAGUCCACUAAUUUGAAUCGACAUAGCAAUUAUUGGCUUACAUUGUAAAUCAUACAUAUCGAAAGUCGCAAUAAUUAACAUAGAAUCACUAUAGAAGCACUAGUAUUGUGUGGUGUACUGAACAUUUUCAUAUGUAUCUUUAUGGAAAAAGUUUCAACCUGAUAACAGAUCACAAGCCUUUGGAGGUGAUUUAUGGGAACCCUAAAUCAAAACCAUCAUUACGCAUUGAAAUAUGGGUGCUCCGCUUACAGCAAUAUUGUUUCGAAGUUAUUUACAAGCCCGGAAAAGAUAAUCCGGCUGACUUCAUUGCAAGACAUCCUACAACAGUCAGUGUCAAAGAAAACAUGGCAGAUGAGUAUGUGAGAUAUAUUACAAUAAAUGCGAUACCAAAAGCCACGACCAUUGAAGAAGUACAAAGAGAGAAAGAAAAAGAUGGGACACUCCAAGCAGUCAAAAAAGCAAUUGAAACAGGAGAUUGGAGUAACUAGUUUUUAAUAGCUUACAAGCUAGCCAAAGAUUCAUUGACAAUUAAUCAUGCAAAUGGAAUUAUUUUGCGGGGAAACCAAAUUGUCGUGCCUAAAUCAUUAUGGAAAAGAUCAGUAAAACUAGCUCACGAGGGUCACCAGGGCCUUGCUAAGACUAAAGCCCUUAUCAGAGAAAAAGUUUGGUUUCCAUUUAUUGAAAAAUUGGAAACAGAAGAGGUUAGUAGCUGUUUACCUUGUCAAGCAGUAGGAACACAAAAAGCACCAGAACCAUUGCGAAUGAGACCUAUGCCAUCUGGACCUUGGAAAAAACUGCAUAUUGACUUUUAUGGACCACUUCCAAGUAGUGAGUAUAUACCUGUUAUUGUAGAUGCUUAUUCUAGAUUCCCCAUAACAGAAAUUGUAAGAUCUACUGCUGAUCCAACCAUUAUUCCAAAAUUAGAUCAAGUUUUUGCAAUGCAUGAACUUCUUGAAGAAAUAGUAACAGACAAUGGUCCACCAUUUAAUGGUGAUGAUUUUGAAAGAUACUUGAUGACUCUAGGAAUAAAGUUUGACCCUUCUACACCAUUAUGGCCCUAAGGGAUCCCAGAGGUAGAGAGAUUUAAUCAACCUCUAGAAAAAGCAAUUAGAGCUGCAUGUAUAGAAAAUUGGAGACAAGAACUUCAAAGAUUUUUAUUGAGUUAUAGAUCCACCCCACAUGCAACCACAAAGAUUGCACCUUCAGAACUGUUAUACAAUAGGGUCAUUAGAGGGAAACUACCUUGUUUAAUCAAGACAAGUAAAUCUAAAAGACACAGAGAAGCUCAGGAAAAUGAUGCAGUAGGGAAAGAGAAGAUGAAAAGCUAUGCAGACAAAAGAAGACACACAAAGAUUUCUGAUAUCAAAGUUGGUGAUACAGUUUUGUUAAAACAAGAUAAAAAGAACGAGUUUUCUGCAAACUUUGAAAGCACUACUUACAACGUUAUAUAUCGUAAAGGUUCCAGAGUAACAGCAGAAAGACAAGAUGGAUAGAAAUAUAAGCUUUUUCAAAAAGUUUAGUAAGAAAGAUGAUGAUGAUGAAGAUUUGUCUGAUGAUGAAAAUCACAAAAAAACAGAAACAGAUGAAGAGAAUAACAGAGAAAACAGAUAUCCUCUUAGACAAAGGCGAAUGCCUGAAAGAUAUGGAACAGUUGUAGCAACAGACUAGGAGGAGAAUUUAUCUUAUUUCUUUUAUUUUUAUUUUUAAAUACUAUGCAAAGAGAACAGGACUCAAAGAACAAACACGUUAUGUUAUGUUUGUGUUGUCAAAAAAAGGGGAAUAAUGUAAUGCUUUAUGGUCAUGAUUAUUAUUGUAUAUGUAAGACCCAGGCCCCCGGAAUCUAAGUUAGAGUGGAUACACGAGGCCAGUGGCGGCGCCAACUAUUACAGAGUGGGAGGGUAAUGGGCGUGGCCAGUGUGACCACACCCAUUUUGCCUCGUUCCAGUGAUUCGUCCCUUUCCUUCGGAAAUUUGAUCUACCCCUACCCAGCGCUUUUUAAUCCAUUUUUAGAAGAAAUAUAUAGACCAUAUUUUCAAAAAAGUGGGGAGGUAAUUACCCCCCCAUACCACCCCUUGGCGCCGCCACUGCACGAGGCAGACAACAAAUGGUGUACUUUCUGCGUCCACCCUUCAAUAUCUGACAGAUAUGCAACAGGUGAUGGACAAUUUCUCGUCCGCCUGUGACAACUUUGGCCUCACCAUCAGCACGAAGAAGACGGAAGUGCUGUACCAGCCCGCGCCAGGAAAGAAAAAGAUGGGACACUCCAAGCAGUCAAAAAAGCAAUUGAAACAGGAGAUUGGAGUAACUAGUUUUUAAUAGCUUACAAGCUAGCCAAAGAUUCAUUGACAAUUAAUCAUGCAAAUGGAAUUAUUUUGCGGGGAAACCAAAUUGUCGUGCCUAAAUCAUUAUGGAAAAGAUCAGUAAAACUAGCUCACGAGGGUCACCAGGGCCUUGCUAAGACUAAAGCCCUUAUCAGAGAAAAAGUUUGGUUUCCAUUUAUUGAAAAAUUGGAAACAGAAGAGGUUAGUAGCUGUUUACCUUGUCAAGCAGUAGGAACACAAAAAGCACCAGAACCAUUGCGAAUGAGACCUAUGCCAUCUGGACCUUGGAAAAAACUGCAUAUUGACUUUUAUGGACCACUUCCAAGUAGUGAAUCCACCCCACAUGCAACCACAAAGAUUGCACCUUCAGAACUGUUAUACAAUAGGGUCAUUAGAGGGAAACUACCUUGUUUAAUCAAGACAAGUAAAUCUAAAAGACACAGAGAAGCUCAGGAAAAUGAUGCAGUAGGGAAAGAGAAGAUGAAAAGCUAUGCAGACAAAAGAAGACACACAAAGAUUUCUGAUAUCAAAGUUGGUGAUACAGUUUUGUUAAAACAAGAUAAAAAGAACGAGUUUUCUGCAAACUUUGAAAGCACUACUUACAACGUUAUAUAUCGUAAAGGUUCCAGAGUAACAGCAGAAAGACAAGAUGGAUAGAAAUAUAAGCUUUUUCAAAAAGUUUAGUAAGAAAGAUGAUGAUGAUGAAGAUUUGUCUGAUGAUGAAAAUCACAAAAAAACAGAAACAGAUGAAGAGAAUAACAGAGAAAACAGAUAUCCUCUUAGACAAAGGCGAAUGCCUGAAAGAUAUGGAACAGUUGUAGCAACAGACUAGGAGGAGAAUUUAUCUUAUUUCUUUUAUUUUUAUUUUUAAAUACUAUGCAAAGAGAACAGGACUCAAAGAACAAACACGUUAUGUUAUGUUUGUGUUGUCAAAAAAAGGGGAAUAAUGUAAUGCUUUAUGGUCAUGAUUAUUAUUGUAUAUGUAAGACCCAGGCCCCCGGAAUCUAAGUUAGAGUGGAUACACGAGGCCAGUGGCGGCGCCAACUAUUACAGAGUGGGAGGGUAAUGGGCGUGGCCAGUGUGACCACACCCAUUUUGCCUCGUUCCAGUGAUUCGUCCCUUUCCUUCGGAAAUUUGAUCUACCCCUACCCAGCGCUUUUUAAUCCAUUUUUAGAAGAAAUAUAUAGACCAUAUUUUCAAAAAAGUGGGGAGGUAAUUACCCCCCCAUACCACCCCUUGGCGCCGCCACUGCACGAGGCAGACAACAAAUGGUGUACUUUCUGCGUCCACCCUUCAAUAUCUGACAGAUAUGCAACAGGUGAUGGACAAUUUCUCGUCCGCCUGUGACAACUUUGGCCUCACCAUCAGCACGAAGAAGACGGAAGUGCUGUACCAGCCCGCGCCAGGAAACACUUACCAAAAACCAAACAGAACAGUGAAGGGUCAGAGGCUUCAAGCCAUGGAGCACUUCACCUAUCUCGGUAGCACACUAUAUCGCUCUGCUAACAUUGAUGCUGAGGCCAACAACCGCAUUGUCAAGGCCAGUGUAAUAUAGUAUAAACAUGGACACCCUAUGUCGUAAUCCUUGUGAUAUUUUAAUAUGUUGUUGUUGUGAAUCCUAACGAUUGUUCUGUUCAGUUGUUAUUAUUCGACCGAUGUGUACAGUUGUUUCUCUCUGACUAAGAUCUAUUUGUGAUAAAACAAGAAUAUAACAUUGGCGACGAGGAGAAAAUUUCGUUUCUCAUGUUGUGUUACAAUUUCUUCAAGUAGUCAUGUCUCAACUUCCAUCUGUUUCGAUCAAACCAGUAGCAGAAUUUCGUCCUCAUGCGGAAGUGGGAGCAAGCCUUGCCACCCGUUGGAACGACUGGCUGGAUGAUUUCGAAAUGUUUUUGGUAGCUAGUGGAAUUACUGAUAACACACGUAAACGCGCAUUGCUGUUGUAUCAAGCAGGACCGAGAGUCAGGGAAAUUUUUAAGAAUUUAACCGAUGUUGGUGAAGCAGAUGACUUCGACUCUGCGAAGGCUAAACUAACCGAGUAUUUUGAACCUCAAAAGAAUCGGCGGUAUGAAGUUUAUAGAUUUAGACAAGCAACUCAAGCACAACAAGAAACUCUUGAUCAGUUUCAUACCCGUCUAAGAACUAUGGCUCACAUGUGUGAAUUUCACGAUGUCGAAUUUGAAAUAGAAGAGCAAAUCAUCAUAGGAGGGACGUCAUCAAAAAUUCGGAAAAGGGCACUGCGAGACCCCAACUUUGAUUUAAAGGCCAUGCUGUUAGAAGGUCGCAGGGACGAACAAAGUACACUACAAGUCAAGGAGAUUGAAUCUAAGGAUAAAAAUUUUGCUGAAGCUAAUAAGCUCACAACACGCCAUACACAGGGCUCAUUAAAGUGUUUUAACUGUGGAGGAUCAUAUCCACACACAGGGACUUGCCCUGCAAAGGGUAGAGAGUGUAAAAUUUGCAAAAAACAAGGCCAUUUUGCAAAUGUUUGUCGUGAGAAAACUUCAGGCAACAAAUUUCGGCAACAAAGGGGCCCUCGCAACCAAAACAGAAAACCAAAGACCGUGCAUUCUUUGGACAAUACAUCUUUCGAAAAUAUGCCAUCAUCAGAUGAGGAUUAUUUGUAUGCUGUCAAUAACGGACAUUCCAAAAGCCCUAAAGUCGUUGUUACGGUUUGCGACACAGUUUUUCAGAUGACAAUUGACACUGGCGCCGCGAUUAAUGUUAUUGAUCAAAACACCUUUUCACGUAUGAAAGAUGUUAAUUUGCAGAAAACAAAUAUGAAAGCUUUUCCAUACAGCAGUUCAAAGCCUGUUCAUUUGAAAGGACAAUUCAAUGCUGUCAUAGAAACAAAGAACCGUCUCACUCUUGCUACGUUUUAUGUUAUGAAUGACUCAAGUAGCGGAAAUCUUUUAUCAUCGUCUACAGCAAUGGAUCUUGGCCUAAUAAGCCUUCAUUUGAAUACCUUAUCAAGAAACGACACUCAGAUCGAUGCAAUACUCAAUAAAUACCCGGAAGUGUUUGAUGGACUUGGUAAGCUGAAAGAUGACACUGUUACUUUAAGUAUUGAUCACAGUCAGACGCCCAAAAUUCAGCCUCAGAGACGUAUUCCUUAUCAUAUGCGUCAGAAGGUAAAAGAAGCUCUUAAAAAGUUGGAAAAGGAGGAUAUUAUCGAGCGUGUACCAGCCGAUAAAGGGACACCUUGGGUUUCUCCUAUAGUCAUUGUGCCAAAAAAGGAUGGGGCGGUCAGAAUAUGUGUUGAUAUGCGCGUCGCUAAUAACGCAAUUAACCGCAUACGUCACCCUAUUCCUACAGUAGAUGAUGUGAGCUGUGCACUCAAUGGUGCGAAGUUUUUCUCAAAACUAGAUCUCAGCCAAGCUUAUCAUCAACUAGAACUGAGUGAAGAAAGUCGUAACAUUACUACUUUUUCAACUCAGGUUGGUUUAUUUCGUUAUAAACGUUUGAACUAUGGUACAAACGCAUCUGCUGAAAUAUUUCAGUAUACCUUACAGAAAGCAUUGCAAGGUUUGAAUGGAGUUCAAAAUAUCGCUGAUGAUAUUGUUGUAUAUGGAGCUACACGCGAAGAACAUGACGCUAAUUUAGACAAAUGUCUGGAACGUUUGAAGAAUAAAGGACUUACUUUGAACAAAAGCAAGUGCAAGUUUCUAAGUGAAACUUUGGAUUUUUUCGGUCAAAUCUUUUCAAAAGAUGGAACACGCCCUGAUCCUAAGCGUGUGAAUGACUUGCUCAAUGCAGCAGUUCCGAAAAAUGCUCAUGAUGUUAGAAGCCUACUUGGUAUGGCGAACUAUAGCAGUAAGUACAUACCAAACUUUGCCACUAUUACUGCUCCUCUCCGAGAGUUAACUAAGAAAAAUGCUCAUUUUUCUUGGAACACCGAACACCAGGCUGCUUUUACAAAGCUUACUACAGCCUUAUCGUCUGCUCCUUGUAUGUCAUAUUUUGACAAAAAUAAAGAAUCCUACGUACUGGUAGAUGCAAGUCCAGUGGGACUAUCAGCUAUAUUGUCUCAAAAGACAACAGGACAGGAGGAUCAAACAGUUAUUGCAUAUGCGAGUAGAGCUUUAACGGAUGUAGAGACAAGAUACUCGCAGACAGAGAAAGAAGCAUUGGCUAUCGUAUGGUCAGUGGAACAUUUUCAUCUAUAUCUAUAUGGACAUCCUUUUACGUUAAUUACAGAUCACAAACCGUUAGAAGUGAUCUACGGCAAUCGCAACUCUAAGCCCUCUGCACGCAUUGAGCGUUGGGUUUUGCGUUUGCAACCAUAUUCAUUCAAUGUCAUAUAUAAGCCAGGCAUUGAUAAUCCAGCUGAUUAUUUGUCAAGGCAUCCCGCUCCUAACAGUGGUAAAAAGCAACAAAUUAUGACUGAAGAAUAUGUGAAUUUCAUAACUGAACACAGCGUACCUAAAGCUAUGACAUUAAAAGAAAUUGCAGAUGCAACUUCUGAAGAUCAUGCUCUUAAAGGUCUUCGAGCCGCGAUACGAUUGAACCAAUGGAGUUCAAUUGCAAAGUCUUUUAGCAGUUGUAAAGAUGAAUAUACAAUUGGAAAAGGCAACAUUAUCCUUCGAGGGACAAGAAUCGUGAUUCCAAAUUCACUACAGCAAAAAGCAAUCGACUUGGCUCAUGAGAGUCAUCAAGGUUUGUCGAAAACCAAAGCUCUUCUUAGAGAGAAAGUCUGGUUUCCAGCUAUAGAUGAAAUGGUAAAAAAGACUAUAGAUUCAUGCAUAGCAUGUCAAGCGGUUGGUCAAGCAGCACCACCAGAGCCUAUUCAACCUUCAGACAUGCCAUCUGGGCCAUGGGAGAAGUUACAUAUCGACUUUUGUGGACCAUUACCAUCCAAUGAAUACUUAUUGGUUGUCGUCGAUAGGUACUCGCGUUACCCAGAGGUUGAAGUAGUUAAAUCGACAAAAGCUUCAUGUGUAAUACCGAAACUUGACAAAAUGUUCGCUACACACGGCAUUCCCGUUGCAAUAAAAACCGAUAAUGGACCACCAUUUUCAAGUGAGGAGUUGCGUCGAUAUUGUGAUGCAUUGAAUAUCAAACAUGAAUUCUCAACUCCAUAUUGGCCUCAAGCCAACGGCGAGGUUGAACGCUUCAAUCAGCCACUUGAAAAAGCCUUACAGACAGCUGCCAUUGAAGGAAAAGUUUGGCGUCAAGAGCUGCAAAGGUUUUUACUCCAAUAUCGUUCAACGCCGCAUUGCACAACAAAAGUUGCUCCAAGCCAAUUGCUAUUUAACAGGAAAGUUCGUGGGAAAAUACCAGAAAUUACUGGCAGAAUUGUGAUUAAUAAACACAAAUAAUCUCGCGAAAAUGAAAUUAAGAGUCAGAACUAUCACACGAAAUACGCAAAUCAACGUAGAAAUGCUAAAGAAAGCUCUAUAGCAGUUGGUGAUACAGUUCUAGUUAAACAACAACGCCGCAACAAGAUCACAUCUCGUUUUAGUAAGACACCGUACUUGGUUGUUGAAAGGAAAGGAACACAAGUAACUGCAGAAAACAGCCAAAAACACCGAGUCACGAGAAAUGUAUCUCACUUCAAGCGAUUCAAUAAUUCUGUAAUUCGCACAGAAGAGUCGGAAACAGAUAGUGAUGUUGGUAAUGAAGUAGCAGAACAACGUACUUCUCAGGAACACAGAAAUAAACAGACAGAAACUGGAACUGGAGUUAUUGGUCCAGGAAAUCGUCGUUCUCAAAGAUUAAGAAGACCACCAGAAAGAUUUGGCGAAGCUAUGCCAUCGAACAUUAUAACAUGAACAAAUAACUUCUCAAAAGGGGAAGUGAUGUAAUAUAGUAUAAACAUGGACACCCUAUGUCGUAAUCCUUGUGAUAUUUUAAUAUGUUGUUGUUGUGAAUCCUAACGAUUGUUCUGUUCAGUUGUUAUUAUUCGACCGAUGUGUACAGUUGUUUCUCUCUGACUAAGAUCUAUUUGUGAUAAAACAAGAAUAUAACAGCCAGUAGUGCAUUUGGGAGGUUGAGGAAAACUGUAUGGGAGCGAAGAGGUAUCUUACAGGACACAACAAUCAAAGUCUACAAGGUAGUUGUAUUGUCUACUCUACUGUAUGGUUGUGAGACUUGGACUAUCUACAAACGGCAUGAAAAACAACUACAACAUGUUCAUCUCCGGAGCCUUCCCAGCAUCCUCAACAUCUGCUGGCAAGAUAAGACUCCUGAUUCAGAAGUGCUGGAGAGGGCGGCGCUUCCCAGCGUUAUCACCAUCAUGAAAAAAGAGCAAACCCGCUGGGCUGGCCAUGUUUCCAGAAUGGCAAACUCACGAAUACCCAAUCAGCUAUUUUAUGGAGAGCUCAAGCACGGUGGUAGGAAAAUCGGUAGUCAGCGCAAACGAUACAAAGACACUCUGAAGGUCCACCUCAAAGAUUCAGCAUCGAAUCUCUUUUUUAAAAUUCGUUUCGAGACAAAAAAGAUCUGCAAAAUCAUAUUGAGUAAUCUGAUGUUCAACGCAUAAAAUACAGCUUUCUCCUUUUAAAAUUCAUUUCGAGAAAGAAAACACUCCACAGAAUGAUAUUUAAAAGGACAUUUAAAGGGCAUAUGUCAAUAAAAAGCGUUUCGAAUGGAAUUCCAUUGUUUCGUGACCUUUCAUUUCUUCUUCUUGAACUUUGACUGCCGUAAAAAUUCACCCUGGAUCCCAUGCUUUGUUUUUAACAAAAAUGAUGAUUGUAUUGCAUUCUAUCUCUAUAUUCCUCAAUCCACUUCAAGUUUUGGGCCUUAUUCCAGGGGGGCUUAUACCAGAGAUUAUAUAUAAAUUAUACAUAUCGACAGGGGUGUAGUGUUGUCGAAAUAACAAGGGGGGUUACUGAACGAAACGCUGCGAAAAAUAAUAGCAAAAGUAGAAAUCGGCCAUUUUUUGGUAUUAACAAGGGGGCUUGCCUGCAUAUCGAUCUUAGUAUGGCCCUAUUUGCACUGCAAAUAUGAUAAUGUUUGUCAAACCCGAUAUUCUCAGGCCAAUUAAAAAAACUUUCUCAUAAUCAACAAAGUUUGUCAGACUUUUGUUCGCAUUAGGCAGUUUUCUGAGAUGUUAUAUUGUUAUCUAACACGUUAUCAGGUUGCCAUUAAGAAAUUAUACCUUUUUAUAUCUUGACCUUUUUUGCUUCAAAUUUAUUACAAUACCUAGUCUGGUCUAAAACAGCUAACCAUAAAUUGGCAGUAGAAACAGGCAGAUGGGGCAAAUAAGUUCUGAUCAAAGAAUAUGUAAUAUGUGUUCAUCCAACGAAAUCGGAAACGAGUUCCACACACUCUUGAAAUGCCCUACUUUUCGCGUAUAAGAAACGAUUAUAUUCCUAGCCAUUUUGUUAAACACCCGUCUAUGCUAAAAUAUCAAAUAUUGAUAACAAAGACAGACAACAAUGAAAGACUCUUGGCCAAUAUUACAAGACUUAAUGGGAAAUUUUUAGGUACCAAAAACAAAUGCAGGUCACCUCCUGUAAAGCAGACUAAAUUAUUUGUUGUAAUUGUUGCUUCUCUUUCCUUGUUUGUUUUGGCUAAAUUUACAUAAACUUUAAUAGUUGUCGCUUAAUCAUGUUUGUACUGUGACUUGUUAUUGCUGUUAAUUAAUUAGUUUUUCUUUUUUCCGUGGAAUGCUCUAAUUUGUCAUUUGCCGCCUUUGAUAAGGGAUUUGCAUUGUCAGGUUUUUAGAUGCAAUGCGAAUAGGGCCUAUAUGAAUUCCAUAAUCCCGAGAAGCCC
Rhopilema esculentum is the source of this 12889-nucleotide messenger RNA. NCBI's taxonomy places the organism in Eukaryota, Metazoa, Cnidaria, Scyphozoa, Rhizostomeae, Rhizostomatidae. The record is from RefSeq and is a predicted model, not a curated record.